GUUCACUUUAACACAUGGCUUUGUAGUCUUGGAUCCAUCUCGUGGUAUUUCAGUCAGAGAGGAAUGCAUGAACUUUACCUUUCCACUGAUAAAAUGUACAUUUUCAGCACUCUACUGGUGAGUUUGGUUUUGCAGCAGGCGUCCACCUUGCCCAUUUCAUCUGCAGGAGUGACCGGAGAUUGCUAUGGAAUUGAAGAUGAACCAGAUAUUGUUGAGAUAAAUAAAGAUCUGAAUCUACAUGAUGGAGACAUACAAGUGAUAACAGGCCGUGACAGGAACAUUGUUCUGGAAGACCAGAUGAGAUGGGAGAUACCGGUCCCAUAUGUGCUGGAUGAGAGCCUCGACUUGAAUGCCAAAGGGGUUGUUCUACAGGCUUUUGACCAAAUACGGCUGAAAACAUGCAUCGACUUCAAACCCUGGGAAGACGAACCAAACUACAUCGUGGUCGUCAAAGACGAUGGAUGUUGGUCAUAUGUCGGGAAUCAACGUCAAGGAAACCAAAGUCUCUCUAUUGGAGAAUGGUGUGAUCACCUCGCAAUUGUGGAGCAUGAGUUUCUUCAUGCAUUGGGCUUCUGGCAUGAACAGUCAAGAUAUGACAGAGAUGAGUACAUCACCAUAGUCUGGGAAAACGUAGAAGAAGGAAAGGAACACAAUUUCUUGAAACAUAGUGAAAAUUAUACAACCACAUUUGGAACGAUGUAUGAUUACGCAUCUGUGAUGCACUAUGGAAAAGAUGCCUUCUCGAAUGGCAAUGGGUCCACAAUCAUCACUAAUCAACUGGAGUACCAAGACUUAAUUGGUCAGCGUCUAGAAAUGAGCUCUAAUGAUGUACGGAAACUCCAACAGCUUUAUAACUGCACCUCUGCCGUCACCUUUCUGAUGUCAUGCAGCUUUGAGGACGAGAGAGUGUGUGAUGUGAGUCUUUGUGCUGCAGGAAACACCAGCUGGGAGAGAGUCAGCAGCACAAACGCUGGGCCGUUCUCCGACCACACCAGCCUGAGUGCACAGGGAGGCAACCAAACAAUCUCUUCUCAUGAAAAUGGCACAACAACAAGUCAAAAUGGUGGAGGCUCCUUCAUGCACUGCAGCACGUCUUAUGGAAAAGAGGGGGAUGGUGCCAAAAUGCAGAGCAGGAGAAUGAAUCCAAAGAGGCAACUUCAGUGUCUCCAGUUUUUCUAUUUUCGCAGUGGCAGUGACAAAGACCAGCUCAACCUCUGGAUCAGAGAGUAUAACAGGGAUGCUGAGGAAACCACCUAUUUAAUGGGACAGAUCACAGGUCCACCAACAUCCCACUGGCAGCUCCAUCACAUUCCUCUCAAUGCCACCAGGCCCUUCCAGGUGGAGUUUGAGGUUCGAAAAGGAGCAGGAAACUCCUCUGGGGGAUUUUCAGUCGAUGACGUCAACCUGUUUGAAGCUAAGUGUCCACAUCACGUCUGGCACAUUUCCAAUUUUGACCACUUUCUGAUAAACAGCAGCAUCGGUACAAGCUUACUGAGCCCACGUUUCCUAACCAGACAGGGCUAUGGCCUGCAGCUCCUGCUGUACCUCUACCCCGACCACUUCGGUGUUUUCUUUCGGCUGGUGUCCACAGAUUACAACGAGCAGCUCCAGUGGCCAUGUGCGAGGAGACAGAUGACUGUCUCAUUGCUGGACCAGAGUCACCAUGUCCAGCAGCGGAUGUCAAAGCAAAUAAGCAUCACAACCAAUUCAGAGAGAACGUUCAGUGGAGAAAAUGGUGAGACAUUUCAAUACUGGGAUAACCCCAGGAAGGUGGGGCAUCUCAUCAAUGAAACCAAUGGAGAGUCGUACUAUGCUGGUCCGAACCUCGGCUAUAGGACUUUCCUGUCUUUCGAUGCAUUUUGGUCAGGGAACUUUAUAAAAGGAGGCAGUGUCUUCAUUCUCCUCAACUUUGAUGAUUUAUCAAAUCUACAGCUGAAUGGCCCAGAUCUCCCUGAGCCUCAGAAAUGGUCAAACGUGAGCCUCAUGACCCUGAUGCAGACAGACGAUAAGGGAGGCUGCCUAAACCAACUGAUGGAAAACAGUACAACAAUUCUCAUUCCUUCGUAUGUGUCAUCCUCUGCAGUCAGUCUUCCCACAGGAACCAUGAUGACAGCCUCACUGGUCCUGAUGGCAGGAAGCCUCCACUUGACACCCUGAAAAUGUCAGCUUUUUAUUUGACAGAAAGUGGGACAUAAUUGGUAUAUAACAAGAUUUUACCCUGCAGUACUGGA
Paralichthys olivaceus (Japanese flounder) is the source of this 2231-nucleotide messenger RNA. RefSeq names its product meprin A subunit beta-like. Gene Ontology annotation, molecular function: zinc ion binding; metalloendopeptidase activity; protein binding. Gene Ontology annotation, cellular component: membrane. Gene Ontology annotation, biological process: proteolysis. The record is from RefSeq and is a predicted model, not a curated record. NCBI's taxonomy places the organism in Eukaryota, Metazoa, Chordata, Actinopteri, Pleuronectiformes, Paralichthyidae.